Molecule: messenger RNA, 501 nt
Organism: Lottia gigantea (owl limpet)
Lineage: Eukaryota; Metazoa; Mollusca; Gastropoda; Lottiidae
Exons: 4
Biological process (GO): hydrogen peroxide catabolic process; cellular response to stress; response to oxidative stress
Cellular component (GO): mitochondrion; cytosol
Molecular function (GO): thioredoxin peroxidase activity
Source: RefSeq, a predicted model, not a curated record
UGGUCACCUCGGAUCCAGCAGACAGCCCCAGAUUUUUCUGGACAAGCUGUAGUCAAUGGUCAGUUUAAGAAUAUCCAACUUUCAGACUUCCGUGGAAAAUAUCUUGUUCUGUUUUUCUACCCUCUAGAUUUUACGUUUGUGUGUCCAACAGAAAUUAUCGCGUUUAGUGAUAACAUCGAUAAAUUUCAUGCAUUAAAUACAGAGGUGGUUGGUGUAUCUACAGACUCACAUUUCAGCCAUCUUGCUUGGAUCAAUAUGCCCAGGAAGUCAGGUGGUCUUGGAGGGUUAAAGUAUCCCCUACUAUCAGAUUUUAGUAAAGAAAUAUCAAAAGAAUAUGAUGUUUUAUUAGAAGAGGAAGGCAUAGCUUUAAGGGGUUUGUUUAUUAUUGAUCAAGUAGGAGUUGUCAGACAGAUUACAGUAAAUGACCUACCAGUGGGACGUUCUGUUGAAGAAACAUUAAGAUUGGUUGAAGCUUUCCAGUUCACUGACAAGCACGGAGAA